AUGUGGAUGAUAACGAGUGUUGUACUAAUGAUUGUACGACCAUUCAUUACCAGGCCAACAAUAUACAACAGUGCAGUGGGUGCAUUCACAGCAACUCCUUUCAUUUCCGAUGACAUCCAAUGGGAAGUCGAAAAUUACAUUUCUGUAUUGCUGCCUAUUCACAACGUAUCAGUAGUUGUGAUAUUGGUGAUGUUGUAUUCAAUUAUAUGCUGUCACGUCAUGAGAGUAAGCCGCCUUGCUCACACAAAUAUCGACAAAGUACAAAUACAGGUAAAUUACUCAAUAAAAGGCUUCGGGUGUCACGCGCGAUAG
Messenger RNA from Cooperia oncophora, 312 nucleotides. The record is from the annotation of a GenBank genome assembly. NCBI's taxonomy places the organism in Eukaryota, Metazoa, Nematoda, Chromadorea, Rhabditida, Trichostrongylidae.